AUGUGUUCACCGAACUCAAAUCCAUACCUGGACUAUCCUCGUCCUAUGCUCCAUAAAACUGUACCUAUUGGUGGAAUCGCUGUCCAUAUUGAUCCCAAGAAAAAUGAGCUGUCGAAGAAGUGGGAUAGCAUACUGAACGAGAGAAACACGACUGUACUGGUCUCAUUCGGUUCAGUGGCCAAGGCAAUCUACAUGCCAGAUGAGUACAAAGAAAAUCUCCUUGAAGUUUUCAAGAGCAUGCCUGAAACAACGUUUAUAUGGAAAUACGAAGCCGAAGGCUCUCAAAUAGCUGCUCAGCUCGAGAAUGUUCACGUUAGCACGUGGGUACCACAGAACGCUCUUCUCGCCGAUCCCCGCCUUACGGCUUUCAUCACUCAUGGAGGCUUAGGUAGCACCACAGAACUCGCUCAUUUGGGAAAGCCCGGCGAUACUGGUAGGUCCCUCUUUUUGCUGAUCAGACAAGAAAUGCCCACAUGCUUGCGAAACACGGUGGAGGUAUCGUUCUAUCUAAGUUUGCUCUGGAGCAUCCUCAGAUGCUCACGAAAGCUCUCAAAAAAAUCUUCAAUGACGCAAGCUUCUCUCACAAUGCCAAGCGGCUGUCGCAGAUGCUUCUGA
This is a messenger RNA of Cooperia oncophora, 615 nucleotides long. NCBI's taxonomy places the organism in Eukaryota, Metazoa, Nematoda, Chromadorea, Rhabditida, Trichostrongylidae. The record is from the annotation of a GenBank genome assembly.